GGAGCCGAGGCUUGCGGCGGGACUCGGGGCGGCGAGCGCGACGCGGCCUAGAGCGGCAGACGGCGCAGUGGGGCCGAGGGAGAGGCGCGGCAGCCGCCCCUGCCCGUCAUGGAGAUGGAGAAGGAGUUCGAGCAGAUCGACAGAGCUGGGAGCUGGGCGGCCAUUUACCAGCACACCUGACCAGCUCCACUCUGGACCAAGCCAGCCACCUGCUCGUCUUUCCCUGGGCCCCUGCUCCUAAGUGCUGCUGGAGAAAAUCUUCCACUUGUGCAGAUGGACCCCCUAGGAAUCUGGAUAUCCGACAUGAAGCCAGUGACUUCCCAUGCAGAGUGGCCAAGCUUCCUAAGAACAAAAACCGAAACAGGUACAGAGACGUCAGUCCCUUUGAUCACAGUCGGAUUAAACUUCAUCAAGAAGAUAACGACUAUAUCAAUGCUAGUUUGAUAAAAAUGGAAGAAGCCCAAAGGAGUUACAUUCUCACCCAGGGCCCUCUACCCAACACCUGUGGCCACUUCUGGGAGAUGGUGUGGGAGCAGAAGAGCCGGGGCGUCGUCAUGCUCAACAGAGUGAUGGAGAAAGGAUCGUUAAAAUGUGCACAGUACUGGCCUCAGAAAGAAGAGAGAGAGAUGGUCUUUGAAGACACAAAUUUGAAAUUGACAUUGAUCUCGGAAGACAUUAAGUCCUAUUACACAGUACGACAGCUGGAAUUGGAAAACCUCUUGUCUCGAGAAACCCGAGAGAUCUUACAUUUCCACUACACCACGUGGCCUGACUUCGGAGUCCCCGAAUCGCCGGCCUCGUUUCUGAACUUUCUCUUCAAAGUCCGAGAGUCGGGCUCGCUCAGCCGUGAGCACGGCCCCAUCGUGGUUCACUGCAGCGCUGGCAUCGGCAGGUCAGGCACCUUCUGCCUGGCUGACACCUGCCUCUUGCUGAUGGACAAAAGGAAAGACCCUUCUUCUGUUGAUAUCAAGAAAGUUUUGUUAGAGAUGCGGAAAUUUCGGAUGGGACUGAUCCAGACAGCAGACCAGCUCCGCUUCUCCUACCUGGCUGUGAUCGAGGGCGCCAAGUUCAUCAUGGGAGACUCUUCGGUGCAGGAGCAAUGGAAAGAGCUCUCCCACGAGGAUCUGGAGCCCCCACCUGAGCACGUCCCCCCACCUCCCCGGCCCCCCAAGCGAGUCCUGGAGCCACACAACGGGAAGUGCAAAGAAUUCUUCCCCAACCAUCAGUGGGUAAAGGAUGACACUGAGGAGGAGGAUAAAGAAGACGGCCCCAUCCAGGAAGCAACCAGAGCCCCGUUAAACGCCCCCUGCAGCCUGGAGAGCGCGAGUCAAGACACUGAAGUCAGAAGGCGGGUCGUGGGCGCAGACCCUGCGCAGGGGGAGCCGUCGCUGCCUGCAGAGGAGCGAGACCAGCCGCUGAGCCACUGGAAGCCCUUCCUGGUCAACGUGUGCGUGGCCACGGUCCUCACGGCCGGCGCGUACCUCUGCUACAGGGUCUGUUUCCACUGACGGACGUGCUGGCCGGACCGCCUGCAGAGAGCCUGGCCUUUGCCCGGCGGCGGCGCUCAGUGCAGGGGGCGCGCUGAGCCUGUCCCAGAAGAAGCAGGCCAGAGGUUUUCAGAGUCUGGAACUGUGAAGGGCUAACGAGAGAGGACUGGGGAUUGGUGCACUGGGGUCUGGAGGCGCUGUGGUCCCAGGAGUAGAAGAGUCUAAUCUCAGGGCCUUAACCUAUUCAGGAGUAAGUAGAGGAAAUGCCAAAUACGUCUCUCUCUCUUUUCCUUUUUUUUGCUCAUUUGUUUUUGAAAAAAAAAUAAUAGAAUUACAACACAUUGUUGUUUUUAACCUUUAUAAAAAGCAGCUUUUUGUUAUUUCUGGCGUGGUGGGGAGAAAAGACUAGGCACUUAAGAGACUGUCUUGUGCCCUUAGGUGGCGUCACCAGAUACAGUUUUUAUUUGAUUUCCCAGGGAAAGACUCCCACACGUGUACGAAUGUAAACUCCUUUGGAGAAGAGGGUUGAGGGUCGGACCCUGUCUGGCUUGGGCGCAGCCCCUGCUGCGGGCUUCCCCACUGGGAGAAGGAGAGCAGCAAAGGCCAUCUCUAGAAAUCAGAACCUGGCUUCUGCUUCUGCUCAGGGUGUCCCGCUGUGUCCCACCGUCUGUUUCCCCACACAGCCCUCCCCUCUCGGCCGGCCUGCCCGCCCUGCCCGCCUCGCUCCAUCCCCACUCAGGGUCCCCUGGGGCCAGAGGUCGCCACAGGGCGGCCGCCGGCCCUCCACCCAGGCCUCGAGACCCAGACGGAGCAGGUUCCGCUCGGCCCAGAAUAGGAAUGCCGUCUCGGCAGAAAUCCCCCUGUUGGAAUGUGUUGCUGUUGAAGUUAGGGAAAACGUCAAGGAGGUGAUUCAUUCUUUGUUGGUUUUUCACAUUUUACUUCUUUUCUAAGUAACCGUCUUUGCAUCCCGCGGUUUAGCAGCAUGCAAACAAUUUUUUCUUUGGAGGUGAUUUUUGGGAAGGCAGAGCUCCUGUGAAAAAUCAAACUCUUCGUGGGAGGUGGGGGUGGCCAGGGUGUGCGUGCGUCUGCAGCUCUGCAGCGCCGGGCUCAUCUGGAAAUGCUUGGUUUCUUUUCAGUUCCUAUUCAGCAGCAACAUACAGCCUGACCCAGUGCCAGGCUCGUCCGCCUGGUGGGCAGUUGCCGUGAGUGAGGCAGCGGGCAGGGCCGCAGCUGCCCUUGAGCCGCGGGUCUGCACUGAAGCGGCCCUCCUGGGCACUUGGCCUCGGCUCCACCGUCCCCCCUUCCUCCCCCUCCCCUGCUUGGACGACCAGACCCACAGCCCAGUUCUGAGAGGGCACAGGAGGGUGUGCCCGUGGCACGGGGCAGGGCAGCCUGGAUGGGCAGCGGGACGAGCCUCACAUGGGGCCUUCAGUGGGUGGCACACAGAGUCCUUGCCACCGCCGUCCUGGGAGACUGCCCGUGUGAGCCCCUCUCCACUCCAUGUUUAUUUUUACAUUGUUUCCCCGAGGGCAUCCACAGUGCACUAGCAAAUUCUUAAACCAAUAAUAGGUUCCAGUUUUUUGAUGUCAGCCUUGCACCAAGGGCUUUAUCCAGAAGUACAGCAGUGGACCCUCAGGUCGGGCUGGGAAUGGAGGACUUUGCUGUGAGCCUCUGCAUAGACCAGUGCCCAGUGGGAGGAUGGCUGGGAGCUGUCGUGUCGCGAUGCUGCGGGGAGCUUGAGAGGAAGUCUGCGUGUGUUCAUAGAGCAAGGGGAUAAUGAUAAUGGACACUUGGCUAUUUAAGACAUGGUGUGAGGUUCCUUUGUCCCGGUUCCUCACCUCCCCAGUUAUCUGUUCAACCUUGAUCUCAGCCACCACUCCCCCUGUGUGUAUUAGGAUGCAUGUCCCGUCUUCCUGUGUCCCCAUCAGAUACAGCGUGCUUGGAAUACUUAGCGCUCUGCUGACUAGCGUGCCCCGUGUACAAGUCCAGUUUCCCUUUGCACGGUCUGAUCAUUACGUGGCUGUGGUUCCUAAGACUGUUGCUGAAAUAGUCGCCAUUCAGCAGUGGAAUGACGUUUUCCAGUAACAGAUAGUUGUGUAAUUCCUGGCGCGACACUCGGGUGACUUCCUAGUGAGGCCCAGCCCGUCCUGCUCCAGCAGGGUCCACUGCAGCUCAGACAUUCCGAGGGUGUGGGAGCCAUGGCGACACCUGCAGUCUGGACAUGUAGGGAAGCAGGGUCCUCCCUCCCGCCCGCACACCCACACACACACACACACACACACAGCUGUGGGAUCUGGACAUGUAGGGAAGCAGGGUCCUCCCUCCCGCCCGCACACCCACACACACACACACACACACACAGCUGUGGGAUCUGGACAUGUAGGGAAGCAGGGUCCUCCCUCCCGCCCGCACACCCACACACACACACACACACAGCUGUGGGAUCUGGACAUGUAGAGAAGCAGGGCCCUCCCACCCGCCCCCCCCCCACACACACACACACAGCUGUGGGAUCGGCCUCCACUGCACCCAAGUUCACACUCACCUUGAGCGGACCGUGAUUUGGAACCAAGGCAACUGUCGGAAACUGCCCUUCCUGAGACAGCCUGGACGACGGUCCCUUCAAGUUGGCCUGUGGCCCUCUAGGGCCAGGGGCCUUGCUGCACGAGGCGUCUGCCCCCACCUCGAACUCUGGGGACUGAUGGUGCUCAGGACUCCGCCUGCGUGGGGGGAACCUAUGACCUCCACAUUCAAUAGCUUUUUUUACCAAGAAAAAAAAGGCAGCUGUAGCUCACGAGCUGCUCUUUUGCCAGCAUUUUCACAUUUUUGCCUUUCACGUGUUAGAAGCUCUGCAAGAAGUUACCAUGGGGGGGCAUCUGCGGUGUUGCCCGCAGGCCUUGGUGAGGUGCGGAUGAGGCUGGGGGCCAGGCUGUAAGCGUGUGUGAGCUGGGCUUGUGCGUCUGUUCUGUUAGGUCCUGUAUGUGUAUGUAGUAGUUUGGGUGUGUAUAUACAGUAGCAUUUCAAAGUGGAUAUACUGGUUUAACCUCCUGUCCUUGGAAAACAGAUGGCUCUGCGUCCUGUCGCCCGUAUGUUAGAGAAGUAGUGAGCUGCUCUGCUAUAUGCCUUAAGCCAACAUUUACUCAUCAGGUCAUUAUUUUUUACAAUGGCCAUAGAAUAAACCAUUUUUACAAAAAUAAAAACAAAACAAACAGCCAGGUGUUUUGGUAUAAUACCUUUCCAGGUGUGUGUAUACGUGGGUGCAUGACGGGGGUGGGGGGCGCGUCUCAGGGUCUUCUGUGACCUCACAGAACUGUCAAACUGUACAGUUUUCCAAUUUGCCAUAUCAAUGAUGGUUUGCAUUUUAGUUGCAACAAUAAAAAUCUCUUUUUCUAAAGAA
This is a messenger RNA of Bubalus bubalis (water buffalo), 4884 nucleotides long. It is a transcript of the gene PTPN1, whose product is annotated as protein tyrosine phosphatase non-receptor type 1. NCBI's taxonomy places the organism in Eukaryota, Metazoa, Chordata, Mammalia, Artiodactyla, Bovidae. Gene Ontology annotation, molecular function: protein tyrosine phosphatase activity. The record is from RefSeq and is a predicted model, not a curated record. Gene Ontology annotation, biological process: protein dephosphorylation. Bases 450 to 1508 code for a protein of 352 amino acids. The transcript is spliced from 10 exons.